AUGAAUGCUCUUUCCACUCCAAUUACCUAUGAAGGAAAAAUGCAAGAUAAUAUAUCUACAAAAAUGUUCAUGUCUAUCUGUUAUAAUUUGCGGCCAUCCGAUCUUCUUGCGAUGGCGUGUGUAUGUAAAGAUUUCAAAAAUAUAUUGGACGAGAAUAUUAAUCCAUUAGCUGGAGAAAUAUGGUGUAUUUCUAGAAAUCGGUUCACUAUUUUUAAAGAUAAAGAUCCUCCUUUAGGAAUUAAUCAGCAAACUUUCGCAAGGUUAUUAACUUUUAAAAAUGGUUGUCAGUUUUGUAAAACUGAUGAGAGAACCCCCACUGUGUAUUGGGUUCCUGGUGUUCGCUCUUGCAGGGAUUAUACUUUUAAACUUGAUAACGAAAUUCUCGGACUUAUUGUACCUGUAAUACCUGAAUUAAAUUUACCAGUUACUAAAAAUAAAUUAUCUUAUUAUUGGGUUAGUCAUGUCAAGAACACUAUUGCAUUUCUUAUGGAUGCUGAUGCUAAUACUCGACUCAAAUUGAAUAAUCUGAGAAUAAAUAUUGAAAACAUUUAUAAAGAAGCUCAACAUUAUCAUGAAUGGACCAAUAAUUUAUAUCAAUCACAAGUUAGAGAUCAAGGAUUACUUUUUGAAAGGUUACUUGCUGAUUUCGAUAAAGAAACAUCUUUAAUGCUACAAAAUGAUAAAGAAUAUAAAAAAUUGGUGUCAAUGAUACGAUCCAAUCCUUUUUUGCUGGAAGACUGGCAGAAAUAUAAAAUAAGAAUUUUUCAAAUUGUACAAAGAAUUUCAUGUGAAGAAUAUGUUCAGGAAGAAUCAUCGGCCACCGCCAAACGAAAAUCGGUUGACACCAACAUUCAACAAGGAACUGUUAAAAGGCCUAAAUCAAAUGGUCAAUGGAGUCAAGAUCCAAUGAGUCCAAAUUCAAUUCUUAGAAGGCGAACUAGAGUUAUGAAACGUUUAAGGAAAUUAACUUACGGUACUGUUCAAAAGUCACCAGAGGAAUCUCUAAUAAGCAUCCGUGACCCACUGUAUGCAUAUUUGUCUAUGUGCCCGAGCUUCUUAAAUCCACCUAUAAUUGAUGAAUUAGAAUAUUCUAAUGAGUUUUUAGAAGGAAUCCUUAUACCAACUCUCAAAAGAGAAGCAGAACAACUUUGCGCGGAUAGAAUACCACCACCACCUUAUUUACUUGAUACGGAGGGUGCAUUAGAACUUGGUCUCGGACAUGUCCCAGUUUUUGGGUGUCUUAUUUGUACUGGAAUUGUUCCAGGUACUUUUAAAAGGCUUAAGAAGCACGUUAAAGCUUUUCAUAAAAUUGAUGAUAAUGCUGAGAGGGUGAUCUCAGUGAAUUGUGAUGCAAUGAUUACAUAUAUGCAUCAUGCAUUUAUUAAAAAGGAUUCUUCUAGAAAGAAGAGGAAAGAUAAUAAUUAG
Molecule: messenger RNA, 1425 nt
Organism: Scutellospora calospora
Lineage: Eukaryota; Fungi; Glomeromycota; Glomeromycetes; Diversisporales; Gigasporaceae
Source: the annotation of a GenBank genome assembly